AUCAUUGUGUUGAACUGUGCAGGCAAUGCAGCAUAUCUCUGGUAAGCAUAACAUUUUCAACCUUUGCUACGUCAGUCAGUGGUCUAGCGAGAGAGCAACAGCAAGUCUAUUGCAGAGUUGAAUUGUUGCAUUGUCUGUGGAAAUCUCUGUGUACAAAGGAUUAUUUCAGCACUGGUCCACUCUGUAAGGCUCCAUGUCCCCCUCUCUUUCUCCAGAGCCGAGGCCCAACAUGAUGACCCCGUCCCCCCCUACAGCUGACCCCUACCACCAAGGCAACGUCAGGAUGACCCUGGAGAAGGCUGACCUCUGGAAGUCCUUCCACAACCUGGGGACUGAGAUGAUCAUCACCAAACAUGGCCGGUACGAUACCGUUGUUGUUUUGUCCUUCAUCACCAUUUUUGAUCUGUUUCAAUUUACCAAACACAUUAUAUGUUGCGUUCACUGAUGAUUACCUUUCACUCACAUUUCAUGCCAUAUUGUAGCUUUAGCAAUGUUGUGAAACUGUCUCUGCUGCUUGUAUGCUUUUUUUUGUCUUGUGUGAGAAUGAGAGCGCAUAGAGUUCUGAUCAGGAAUUGAGAGGAUAAUACAAUUAGUAUGGAUUUGUAUGUAUCAGGAGGAUGUUUCCCCACUGCAACGUCAGUCUAUCUGGACUCCAACCCUACACCAAUUAUGUCCUCAUGGUGGAAAUGGUUCCUGUGGACAACUUCAGAUACAGGGUAAGAACAACAUGUCCACCAUUCUUCCAGGUCGCAGUUGUAAAUGAGAACUUGUUCUCAACUGGCUUACCUGGUUAAAUAAAGGUGAAAAAAAAAAAUAUUAUAUAUAUAAUGCCUCCGUUGCAGGGAGUUUUUCCUAGCAACCGUGCUUCUACAUCUGUAUUGCUUUGGGGUUUUAGGCUGGGUUUCUGUAUAAGCACUUUGUGAUAUCUGUUGAUGUAAAAAGGGCUUUUAUAAAUACAUUUUAUUUAUAUACCACGUCUUACUCACACAUUACAAAACAUUUCUAUUGGGAAAGGUCCUAUUAGAUAAGACAAACAUGUCACAGUUUGGAAUAUAGUCAGGCAUUGUUUUAAAAGGAAACAUAAGGAGAUUAAGUAGAAGACAAGCUUGCAUAUGCAACUCCAGCAGUAAGUCUGCAUCAAGCUUACAGGCCAGACGGUGUCCCGGCAACACCCAGCCAAUCACCUCACACACUGCAUAUCAAAGACCAUUACUACUUCCUGUUUUUAUACCCCCAGCUGGAGGUCCAGCCAUUUAGCAUACCACCUCCACCUCCAUCCCGCUCCAAUCAAAGUGAAUGGGGAGCAAUACCCCCUCCAUGCAUCCACUGGCCCUCCCCUCAGUACACAUUGCUUUUGACCAUAUGGCUCCAGAGAGAGAGGAGCGUUUUUCCUUUGCUAUAGAAGUUCAUGUAUAUAUUACAUUUUAGUCAUUUAGUAGACGCUCUUAUCCAGAGCGACUUACAGUUAGUGAGUGCAUACAUUUUUCAUACUGGCCCCCCGUGGGAAUCGAACCCACAACCCUGGCGUUGCAUGUGCCAUGCUCUACCAACUGAGCUACAGGAGGCCUACUAUAUAUGUUGGUAGAUUAUAUGCAAUUAUAUACAUACCUACAGGAUACUGUUCAAGCAUGCAAUAAUAUGCACCACAGAUUCCUUACAUAUACUGUAUAAGUGUAAAGACUGGGGGUAUGUGAGUUUUUGUGGAGUGUCUACAUGUUGAGGCUUGUCUUGUGGUUCGUUUCACACCUGAGUAACCCCCGUCCCCUCCCCCCUUCUCUCUGUCUCUGUAGUGGAAUAAGGGCCAGUGGGACAUGGCUGGGAAAGCCGAGCCCCAGCUCCCCUGUCGGACGUACGUGCAUCCAGACUCCCCCACCCCGGGCUCCUACUGGAUGAAGCAAUCGGUGUCCUUCCUCAAGCUCAAACUCACCAACCAUACUCUGGACCAGCACGGCCAUGUAAGAAAACGUACCUCCUUCUCUACUGGAUCCCCAACCCCUCACAGUCUGAGAGUAUACAGCUGUAAUGUCUGUCAACAAUGUUAUUAGUUGACUCAUUAGUGGUGUCUGUUCUCUCCUCAGAUCAUCCUGCACUCUAUGCAUCGCUACAUCCCACGCUUCUCUGUGGUCCAGGCUGACAGUCUGUACAGUGUGCGCUGGGGACACUUCCAUUCCUUCUCCUUCCCUGAGACCUCCUUCACUGCAGUCACUGCCUACCAGAACACUAAGGUCUGUCUAUCAACUCACGUAUUAAGAACAUACAAAUGGCUCACUCACAUAAUUAACUUGCUCUUUGGGAAUGGGUGUAACCCAAUCUGAUGUAUUCAUCUCUACUCCUGCUUUCAGAUCGCUAAACUGAAGAUUGACCACAACCCCUUUGCUAAAGGAUUCAAAGGGGAGAACACCCGUACUCAUAGCAAGAGGUAGGGAUCAAUUGAACUAUAACACUACGUGCGUGUGAGUUGGGGAGAUGUGCUUUACAAGUUUUUAUUGUAUUUUUUAUAGGUGUCGAUCCAACAAGAGUCCUGGAAAUGCUUCAAAGAAAGCCAAACAAGACAGAGAAACAGAAUUCAAAAGUCCUUCAGGUAUGAAUCUUACCUGUAUACAGUAAGAUUAGAUUGAUUUGAUCUGUAUAAUGUCAAAGGUUGUCCAGCCCAUAGGCCUAUAGGCAGUCUCAUUGAUGCACAAUCUUUUCCCAUCCAGACCUCCAAAGGGCGACAUUAGACUGUGAGCCAGCAGAAAGGAGGAUAACCCUGGGAACAACAGAGAACGUGGUGUCGGCUAAGGGGGAUCUCUUCUCCCCCUGGGCCAUGGAACAGGACCCGUCCCAGAGCCACAGCCUGCACACUGAACUACUGGAGCGCCACGACCACAGACAGGACUACAGCACUGAGGAGCAGAUGGUGCCUGGCCCUGCAUCUAUGUCCUACCAACCAGACAUGUACUGUACAACCACCAGGCACACACGCAUGUAUAAGCGCGACAUUGCAGCAAUAUAAACUAGAUUGUAAAGCAUACCUUGACUUCCAUUUUUUGGAGGUGAAACCCAACAUACAGGCGAAUCCCCAUUGAGAGAGAGUCACUCUAACAGCCUGCACACCCACACAGGUUCAUAUGCAGAAACAGGACCCAUUAUGCCAAUAGAAAAUUCAGUGACUCAGAGCUAUACUUAACAGGCACUCUAUGGUGCAGAAUACACCUCCAUACUGUGCAAUUAAAAGUGACACUUUGAGUCAGGGAGUGUUUGAGUUCACAUACUGUAUGUGGGUUGAUGACAAUAACAACUAAGAAGUCAUAUUAGUAACCCGCUCCAUAUUUCUUAUUCUCUCCAGAUCUGUUGGCAGACUUCCCUCUCCAUCUUCUGCAGUGGAGGAUUGCAAAGGCAGGCACAGCUAUGAGUCGCACCUCCGUGAUGUAGCCACUGUCCCUGAGCACGAGACUACCAGACCUGGCCCUGUCAGGGACAUGGGACACCCCCACCACCACCCCUUGGCUCCAGUCAUGCCCCAGGACUACAGAAUGUCCCCUGUCCAUCUGUCCAUGUCCUCCAAAACCUACCCUGGGCACCUGGGUUACAGUUACCCCAUCUAUGGCCACUACACCACUAACCAGGGCAUGGGUCAGUGGGGUGAGGGUGGGACAGGACAGUACCCUGGACAGUCCUUUCCUCACCACCUGCCCUUCCUCACCAGUCAAACACUGACUGCAGACCACGGCACCCACCAACGCAGCGUCCAUCACCAUGGCAACACAGAGGCAGAGUGGAGCUGGAGCCAUUACUUGAGUUUGGACAAUGAGGCUGAUCUGACGAUCAGAUCAGAAUAGCUAACUCUGACACACAAAGCGGAGGAGCUGGGUUUCAUUCUGUGAACAAAGAUACUUGUGACAUUUCAGAACAGUUUCAGAGGUCAAAAGUGAGAGCCUAUGGUCUUUGUGCAUGAGGUCCAAACCAAGAUAUCGUAAAGUGUGUUUUCUUAACUUGUUCUCUGCUAUGGACAUGUGUGUCAAGAGGAGUGUGUGCAAUUUUCUGUUCCCAGUUUAUACAGGGCUGCAGUCCUAUUUAGCUGAAAUAGCAGAAGGCUAUUUGAGCUAUAUACUGGACUUAAUGGACUGAGCCUCCUCAUACUGUGCCUGGUGCUCCAUAUGAACUGCAUUCAAAUGUUUGUUUGCAUUCAUGCUUGUAUGAUGCAUGUGAUGUGUGUAUGCUUGUUUAUUUACUCAUCAAAGUGAUGAUUACUGAGAUCAGAUUAUGACCAAA
Molecule: messenger RNA, 4254 nt
Organism: Coregonus sp. 'balchen'
Lineage: Eukaryota; Metazoa; Chordata; Actinopteri; Salmoniformes; Salmonidae
Source: the annotation of a GenBank genome assembly